GUCGCUGCCUCUCUUGUUGGUCGGUACAGGCUUGGUGCUGACACCGGACAAAACAACACAGAUGGAGCGCUUCAUAUUUUGCAUGUGUCUGCUGGCACUGGGUGCCAUGGCGGCACCAGCUUCGCAGUCGGCAGCAGGCUAUCGAGGGUAUAAACUCCUGUCAGUUAAGGCUGAAACUCCUGAUCAGGUUCAGCUGUUGAACCACUAUGCCGAAGUAGAUGAAACACUGGACUUCUGGACACACCCUAGGCUGGGCAGUUACGCUGACGUCAUGGUGCCCCCGAGCAGCUUCGCGCCGUUGGUCCGCAGCUGGACACAGGCUGGCUUGAACGUCACAGUCAAGCAGAACGACGUGCAGGCCAUGAUCGAGGAGGUUGAGGUCCAGAACCAGGCGUACAAGCUGUUGAUGACUGCGACUCCAUACACCAGUUUGAACCACAAUCAGUACUACACAUACAACCAGGUUGUAGCCCACUUGCAGACGUUGGCCAACAACUUUCCGAGUUUGACGAAGUUCGACUCAAGCGGCAAGAACCCAGAUCGUCCGAGGACAGAAGGCGGGAAGAUUAUCCACUUUAUUGAGGCGGGCGCACAAAUGGGCCAGAAGCCUGUUAUUAUGCUCGAGGUCAACAUCCAUGCCAGGGAGCACAUCACUGCUGCUGCUAUGCUGUACACUUUGGACUGGCUUCUGACAAACUACGCUACCCAGGCUAACGCCAAGGCCAUACUAGACAACUAUCACCUGGUAGUGGUUCCAGUGGCCAAUCCUGAUGGCUAUGACUACUCCCACCAAAGCUCUUCAACCAGACUGUGGCGAAAAAAUAGAAGAUACCUCUCUUUGCUCUGUACUGGAGUUGAUCUCAACAGGAAUUUCGCAGAGCCAAACUUUGCAACGUCCAGCUCGUGCUCCUCGGAUACCUACCCUGGCCCCUACGCUUCAUCGGAAGCAGAGACCCAAGCUAUUGAAAAAAUAUUCGAAGCCUUCAAAGCCAGAAUGGCCAUCUACCUGCCAGUCCACUGCUACUCCCAGGUCCUUCUCACACCCUACUCUAGCUCCAGCACCGGCUCCAUGCCCUGUAACGGAGCGCAACACACGACUGGUGGGAGGCUGAUGGCUGAUGCUAUAAAAGCCGUGGAUGGAAGGACAUUCGGUGUCGGAUCAGCUUAUUCGCAGAUUGGUUAUUCUGCUAAAGGAACAUCCGGGGACUGGGCACUGUACGCAAAACCUGGAGUCGUCUCCAUUGCCUAUGAACUCCGUCCAUCGUCCAACACCAGCAAUGGCUUCGUGUUGUCGGCCAGUGAGAUCGUCACAGCUGGCAAGGAGCUGCUCAACAGCCUGGUCGCCAUUGCCAACUACGUCAGGGGCCUCACAACCAACCCCUGCGCCUCAGGCUGAAAGCCGCUGUUGAUUGCUGUCAAAUAAACGGAACACAGCUGUAGACAUCAA
Pomacea canaliculata is the source of this 1447-nucleotide messenger RNA. RefSeq names its product zinc carboxypeptidase A 1-like. Gene Ontology annotation, molecular function: zinc ion binding; metallocarboxypeptidase activity. Gene Ontology annotation, biological process: proteolysis. The record is from RefSeq and is a predicted model, not a curated record. Lineage: Eukaryota; Metazoa; Mollusca; Gastropoda; Architaenioglossa; Ampullariidae. The coding region runs from base 62 to 1396 and encodes 444 amino acids. The transcript is spliced from 12 exons.